UUGCUUUUUCCUUCUUGACCAAGCCGAGUAACAGUUUGGGUCUGAACCUUCCUCGCUUCCAGCCAUGGCUACAAGCUAUUACCAGAGCUCAUCUGCUUCCUAUGGUGGCCGUUUGGGAGGUGGGAGUGGCGGCUCCAGCCGCAUGUCCUCUGUCCGAGUGGGAUCUCCCAGCCUUGGGGGAGCUGGUGGACGCAUGUCUGCCUCUUCUGCUAGGUUCGUAUCUUCUGGAUCAGAAGGAGGUUAUGGAUGUGGUGGUGGCUUUGGCGGCGGUUCCUAUGGCAAUGCCCUUGUUUCUGGUGGAGGUGGUGGCUAUGGUAGUUGUUUUGGUGGAGGCCUUGGAGGUGGUUAUGCCGGAGGCUAUGGUGGUGGCUUUGGUGGUGGUUUUGACUUCCUGGCCGGUGGCGGAGGUGGAGAUGCCCUUCUCACUGGAAACGAGAAGGUCACCAUGCAGAAUCUCAAUGACCGCCUGGCUAACUACCUGGACAAGGUGCGGGCUCUGGAAGAAGCCAACACCGAACUGGAGAUCAAGAUCCGAGACUGGCAUCAGAAACAGGCCCCUACCAGCCCAGCCAGGGAUUACAGCCACUACUACAAGACUAUUGAGGACCUUCGAGACAAGAUUCUUCAAGCCACAACUGACAACUCAAGGGUUGUCUUGGAGAUUGACAACGCCAGGCUGGCUGCUGAUGACUUCAGACUGAAAUAUGAGAAUGAGCUGCACCUCCGCCAGAGUGUUGAGGCAGACAUCAAUGGUCUGCGCAGAGUCUUGGAUGAGCUGACUCUGUCCAAAUCUGAUAUGGAGAUGCAGAUCGAAGGGCUGAAGGAAGACCUGGCCUACCUCAACAAGAACCACGAGGAGUUGCUGAAAGAAUACGGCGGUCAGCUGACCGGAAGUGUCAGUGUUGAGAUGGAUGCCGCGCCUGGAAUCGACCUCACCAAGGUUUUGACAGACAUGAGAGAACAAUAUGAACAACUGGCUGACAAGAACCGCAGAGACUGUGAGGCCUGGUUCUUUGCCAAGACUGAAGAACUAAACCGUGAAGUCGCCACCAACACAGAACAGAUACAGACAAGCAAGAGUGAGAUUUCAGAACUAAGGCGUACCAUACAGAGUUUGGAGAUUGAGUUACAGUCACAGCUUAGCAUGAAAGCUGGCUUGGAAUCCAACUUGGCAGAGACAGAAGGCCGGUAUUGCGCUCAGCUGGCUCAAAUACAGAACAUGAUCACCGGCGUGGAGGAGCAGCUGGCAGACCUGCGGAAUGACAUGGAGCGCCAGAACCACGAGUACAAGAUGCUCAUGGAUAUCAAGACGAGGCUGGAGCAGGAGAUCGCCACCUAUCGCAACCUGUUGGAGGGCCAAGACGCCAAAAUCCCCGGAUGGUCUCCAAAAGACGCAUCCCAUGGUGGGGGUAGCAACGUCUCCUACGGCAGCUCUACUAGUUAUAGCAGUGGUGGCGGCGGCAGCAGCAGCAAAGCACGUGCAGGCAGUGAAGAAAGGAGAUACUGA
Molecule: messenger RNA, 1507 nt
Organism: Euleptes europaea (tarantolino)
Lineage: Eukaryota; Metazoa; Chordata; Lepidosauria; Squamata; Sphaerodactylidae
Product: keratin, type I cytoskeletal 15-like
Exons: 8
Coding region: 65-1507 (480 amino acids)
Molecular function (GO): structural molecule activity
Source: RefSeq, a predicted model, not a curated record